CUAUAUUCAUCACCUGCCACUUUCACCUGCGACCGUCAAUCAAGAUAAAUAUUCGUCGACUUCCUUCCUGACACGACGUUGCCAUCGGAUUGGUCCUCACUUGGUGAGGGGCGUCACCCAACAGGACUAUGUUGAAAUCCUAUUGGCAGACUUCUCCUCUGCUCUGACGCAGCAAGGAAUUCCCAAAGUUAACAAGUUCACGAGAAGAACAUAUAGUCCGUAGAAACCGAGACUGGACAAAAUACGGGACAUUUGGUUAAGAACAAACGUAUGCAGAAUCAGUCUUGAUCUGUCCCCUGCUGUGGGUUUCUGAGCCUGAAGAGGGCGAUGUCGGACAACAGCAACAGCACAGGCAGCAGCGGCUCCUCAACAAACAGUUGGACUCUCCUCUCCCCUGAGGAAGGUGAAAUGGAGAAUCUUGGCCCAGUAGAUGAUGGUACAGAAAGCUUGGGAGAUGUCCCUAGUCUGUCCGAAGAAGUGGCAGGGUCCACUGGUGGGAUCAAGCCUGAUCAGAUUCUGGUUGAAACUGUCUUAUCAGAGGAAGGCCUGCAGGUGUGUCAGGAGACGUCACCGGAGGACUACGAGGGUCUGAUUGCUGCGGGCUCAGCCGGCUUCAUCCCGAUCCCACCCCACUUCACGCCACUUCCGGCCCUGGACCCGGACAGCCAGCCUCCCGUCAUCCACGACAUUAUGACCAGCUCCCCUAGCGACCACAUUGAGCACCUGGGCUCCCCCUUCGUCACCAACAUCGCCUCCGGGGUGCCUCUCGCCAUCCACGUCGCAGAGCCGCCGCCCGGGGAGCUGGGGUACGAAUCCGAGCCCGAGGCAGAGGUCGAGGCCGAGCCGGAGUCGGACCCGUCUCCUCCUAUCCCGGCACUAGACAAACCCACCGACCUGGAGCCGGUGCCCAGGAGCUCUGUCACGGAGGCUCCCGUCGUCAUGGAAGAUCUUGUUGUCAAGGAGGCUCCGGUCGCCAUGGAGGCUUCGGUGGUGAUGGCGACUCCGUUCGCCACGGAGGAUCCAGUGCCCGUGGAUGAUCCAACACCUGUUGCGGUGCCCCAGGAUAUCGUCUCCCCUGAGACCCUGACACCAAGCGACCUCCUCCCCCAGGCUGCCGACGAGGGCGGGCCCUCUGCAGGACGUCCCAUGGAAGCUCCAGCAGAGAGCCCCGUCCCAGAGACGGUAGGCCCCGCAGAUGCAGCUGUACCAGCACCAAGCGUGGAGGUGGAGGGGGUCGACGAAGAGACAGAGUUGCUUCCCGAAAACGAAUUCCUGGAUGAGGCAGGAGAAGCUCCAGGGUCCGAGGGGCCGUCCAGCGGCUUCGACCGCGCCAGAGGGGACACCAGCAGCGAGGACGAGGGCGGGCUGAGGAGGAGGCACGUCCCCUCCUUCGAGACACGCAGACGGCGGACAUCGGACGAGGAUGAGGAAGACGAGGAGGUGGAGUUCAGAAUGCCAGAUAAGACAGAGGAAAAGCGUGGCUUCUCCAUGAACAAGUGCAUUGUGGGAGCUCUGGUCCUGCUCUGCCUAGGGUCUCUGUUUCUCUCGGAUGACACUGACUCUGCCGAGAUGAACGUGGGUGAACAAACAGAGAUCUUGCCCAGUGAUGAUUCACAGGGUAUGAAAGAGAUGUUGGAUAAAUUAGCUCAAGAAAACCAAAAGAUCUCACAGCUAGAAGCGACGCUACAGGCCCAGAAAGAAGAAUUAGAUUCGGCGUUGGCGGCAGCAGCAAUGAAAGGAGAUGAGAAGGGCACAGACGAUUUGGAAAUUGACAACGCACGCAUGAAGGAUGAGUUGUCGUCACUCCCUGUACUGAAGGAAGAGCUGAAUAUGCUGAGGGCAAGAGUGGCCGAGCUCAGUCAACUCACAGCGAUUCAGGAAACGGCAACAACAACCGAUACUCCCCCCGGUGGCCGACCCGUUGCGAGCCACCUCGAGGCAGCGGAGGCCCAGCAGGGGUCCGAUCCCAAGCAGGGAGCUGGGCUCAAGGACCAGCUCCAACGGCAGAGAGCGCUCCUGGAGGAGAGCAAGAAAAGACUGUCGGUGAUGAACACGGAGAGAGGGAACCGGAAGGGCGUCCGGGACGACGUGGAGAAGAUCCAGAAGAGACUGUCGGAGCACGUGGAGAGGCUGGCGGGGAAGAAGCCCUGGGAGAGCCGCAGAGAGGGAGUCCGCCACUACCACGGGGAGAAGGAGGACCAGAGGGAGCGCCGCGACGGGAAGAGGGACCACAAGCACGGCCGCGACGGCGGCGACGUCCGCGACCAGGACGAAGAGGAGGAGGAGAAGGAGGCGAGGAAGGAAGGAAGGGAGCGGAAGCAGCACAAGCACAACUCCCACAAAGAGGCCUGGAGGAAACACCAGGGCGAGUGGGACGGGAAGAAGGCGGAGCGCAGGACGGACCGGGAGGAGAGGAGGAAGCAGGAGCCGGGGCCGGGCCCGGCGUCCGAGGGCGGCGACCAGAGCGCCGGCCACAGCUGCAGCCAGGGCAACAAGCACCAACACCACCACCACCAUCAUCCGCCCGGCCCCGCACGUCAGCGGCGGCAGUACGACCACGAGGGCUUCUGGCGGCACCAGGGCGAGAAGCUCCGCAGGAAGGCCCGCCCGCUGUCGGGCUGCGGCGGCGUGGAGAGCUGCGCCGCCGCGGAGGCCCUCUACCCCGUGGAGCUGCCCGAGUUCGAGGAGCUCCUGGAGGGCUACCUGAGCAAGCUGGAGGGCUGCCCGGCCGAGAGCCGCGAGGCCCUGCGGAGGCUGACCGCCGAGUUCUUCCAGGGGGGCGUGUUCGUACACGACCGGGUCCCGUUCGGGGAGUUCGCCGAGGAGGUGGCCGACAUUCUGGAGGACAUGGCGGACCUGUUGGAAGGCGGCGAUGACGACGACGACGACGCCCUGGAAGAGGAGAUGGAGGAGUUUGAGCGCGAGGCGCUGUGGAAGUUCUCCGCCACCGCCUAGUGCGCGACGGAGGGAGAUUUAGAAAGUUGUCGCACACUACCAGACACUACCAGGGGUCACGAUACAGGGGAUCGUUUCCCAGAGCAAGGAAGUGGGUUUGUUAGUAUUGAAUGGCUUCUUGGUCAAAAGACGGCGGUCCUCUUGUAAACAUGCCCUUCCAAAUCUUUUCCCUAAUAAGCUAGAACCGUAGUCAUAUUUUGGGUGCAGAUGUUGUAACCUACCUCUGUUAGCUCCUUUGCUCCGAUCGCAAUCCUACCGUUUGAAUUUUGGUGUGUGGAUUUGCGUGUCCUUUUUAUUUCAGAACAUACUGCAUGUUGGAGUUCAAAUAAAACUCGAUGUCAAGCUCUCAAAGAGAAUUAACUGGCAGAUUAUGUUGGCUUAAAAAAGGCAGUUCAAAUGGUUUAUUUGCCAAAAUAAUUUGUUUAUUCCCUUUGGAAUAAUAAUUGCUAGUUUACAUUCAGACAUCAAUUGCUGUCUUGGGUAAGACGUCAAUGAAACUUACACAUUUACUUAUUGUGUUCGGUUGAACCAACCUGGGUUUGAGUGAUGUAGAAUAAGUGUCAAUGUCAGAGGGGUUAAUUUAUGCAACCUCCCCUAGCCCUCCAGUGUCACUCUGUUAACCCAAACUGGUUAAACACAAAUGCUAAAUAGUGUAUGCAAGUUUUUUUUGUAAGGAAGGCGUAACUGCCAAAGAGAUGUGAUCCCAGAUCCAUACAGGGCGAUUAUACCAAGAACCGGUCCAACCAGUUGCGUCAGCAGUUUGUUUUAGAAGGCAAACACAGAGUUUGUUGAAAAGCCCUUGGCAAUUGCUCUUGUUUCACUCCCAAGACCAGAAAGUGUCGGUUGUGAGUAACUUGGAAGUGUCCAGAGUCAAUCUCUCCUUUAGGUGUUCGUUACACGUUAGUGCUGCUAAGUUAUGAGGAAAGUAAUAGAUGAAACAAAUAGCCAAAGUUGAAAUGUUCACAGCUAAAACACUGAGGCACUUUCAACACCCUUUACUUGAUUAAAAAAAAAAGAUUUCGAGAACACGUUCUGGCGAGUAUUUUCUAGAUGGAGCCAUGAAACUGCUCACAGGGGAUAAGUCAGUUGGAUCUUGAAAGGUGUAGGCUUCGUUUCUCCCUUGGAAGCCAUGCCAUUUUUUUUUUUUUCACCUUUUUGGUAGAUGUAAAACUUUAAUACAGAAAGCACAAUAUCCCUUGAUGAAUGCUGUGUCCCCGCUUAAAGCGUUCACUCUUGGCACAAUAAAACCCAAACGUUUCCCCCCUUUAGGUGGAUGUGAAGUUUAAAGCGACAAGGUACUGAUUGUGGGUUCAUAGGUUUCAGUUAAGAGUAUGGUCAGAUAUUGUAAUAAUACAUUUCUUUGGGCACUGCACUACAACCUUUGUUUUAGGGUCUUAUUAAAAGUGUUAACAUUUCAAUGUCGAUUUAGUAUUUGCUUUAAAAUAGUGUAAGUGGCUGACUAUGUGCCUUUGUUAGCAUAGUAAAUGUUUAGAUUGACAACAUGAUAUGAUUUACAUAGGAUAUUGAUUUGCUUCAGCAGGCGUUUAGUGCAAUUUUAAUUGUAAUUUGUUUCCUAAGGGCACGAGUUGAAUGUAAAGAACGUUCCCAAGUGUUUGCUUGUUUUGGUUUACGUUUGGCUUCUCUGUGAAUAUACCGAGAAAAAGUUAAGCUCUAAAUAAUGCCCCCCUGCAAUUUCCUAAAAAAGUUUUUGAUAUAUAUCGUGAUGGCAUAACAUGAAUGCUCUGACUACAUCUGUAGUCGUUUAUGAUAUUUUCACCGAUGGGCUCAAGAUACGCAAUAGAUGUAUCAAUACAUACAUGUUCCUGAUUUUCCCUGUGUUACUGACAUUGCCCUAUCGUAUCUGCCCAGUGUUGAGUUAAUAAAGGUUUUCACCAUUAACGUUGUCAACAUUUCAUUGGAUUUGUUUUAUACCCACACAACUCAGAGGCUGGGCAUCAUGAAGCAAUUUAUUGGUUCCUCAUUUCCUAAUUACUAUUUCUUAGAAUCCUUGAUGAAUGCAUCUCCCAAUACGGCACAGGAACCUUUUAUGAGAAAAGCAGAUGGUGCAUUAUUAGGACAAAUAAAGAGCCCAAUUUAAAGUAAUGGAAAAUGCUCCCUAAUAACCAAGCCUAUCUAUUGUGAAUGACUCCACAUUAUAGUUGACUCACAGUCUGGCAGAAAAAUGUUGCAACGACUUGCGGAUUAAUAAAGGCAAAGGAGAUGUGAUGAAAUAGUCUGAGUAAAAGAUGACACACACACAAUCCAC
This is a messenger RNA of Gadus chalcogrammus (walleye pollock), 5221 nucleotides long. RefSeq names its product pre-B-cell leukemia homeobox interacting protein 1a (gene pbxip1a). The transcript is spliced from 10 exons. Lineage: Eukaryota; Metazoa; Chordata; Actinopteri; Gadiformes; Gadidae. The record is from RefSeq and is a predicted model, not a curated record. The coding region runs from base 328 to 2955 and encodes 875 amino acids.